Molecule: messenger RNA, 1341 nt
Organism: Parnassius apollo (apollo)
Lineage: Eukaryota; Metazoa; Arthropoda; Insecta; Lepidoptera; Papilionidae
Source: the annotation of a GenBank genome assembly
AUGCGCUCGAAAAUAUUCGAUGAUGCCGAGCUCGAACGACUACGACGUGAGGCCAUUCCCUCAUCGAAUGAAUUGGCUACGGCUGGGGAUGAGGCUCCUCAGGCGACAGACCAGCUGCCACGCGUAGAAGCCGCCAUGGAUCUUCCAGUUGUGGGUGAUUCAGACGAUGAUGAAAUGGUCUCCCACGAACUAGAGCAAAUGAGGAGUAUAUUGGAAGAGGCGAUUUUAGAAACUCGCAGCAUGCCUCUCGAAAAUCGACCGCGAAUUCCCCGCAUACCCCUAAGCAAGCGAAAUCGGGCUGUCGUGAGGGCUUUUAACCCAAUGCUGGUAACCUAUUUGGAAGCCAGCCGGGACCUUUGCGAGACGGACUCAGUUCUUUUUGGCGCCGCAGUGGCAGCUUGCCGUAUUAUUGGCGCCAAACUUCCCAUGGCUGGACGCGCUACUAAACAAAGUAGCGCCAUCCCAGCCUGGAGAAAAAGAAUUGAGGACCGUAUCGCAAAGGCAAGGGCCCUUAUCGGCAGACUGAUAAGCUUCAGGUCGGGUAAUAAUAGACCGAGGGUUGUGCGCACCGUUAGAAUGGCGUUUGCUGGGACAAAUAUCAGUUUGUCCCAGCCGGAUAUCACGCAGAAACUAACGGAGCGCAUAGACGACCUGAAGCAAAAGAUUGCCGCUUGGGGGAAGCGGAUUCGCCGAUUUACCGAGAGGUCAAGGCGGUUCAACCAGAAUCGUCUCUUCCAGAGUGAUCAGAAGAGGCUCUACAAAUCAUUGGAGCGACCAGAGGUAUGUGGAGCGGGCCCAGGACCGGAUCAGGCUAACACUGUCGCAUUUUGGCGUGGCCUGUGGUCAGAGCCCGUAAACCACAGCGAGGGCCCUUGGACGGAAGUUGUGGCGAGUCAGUGUGCGAGUAUUACGCCCAUGGACCCCGUCAUCAUAACGCCGGAUGACGUAGCUGAGGCGGUCCGUAGAGCCCCGAACUGGAAAAGUCCGGGACUCGACGGACUGCAUCACUACUGGCUGAAGGGGUUCAUGGUGUGUCACGCUGUGCUCGCCCGUCAGUUUCAAGAGGCUCUCAACCAGAAGUCGCUCCCAAGCCUCUUCACUACUGGGAUCACUCAUUUGGUUCCUAAAGACCAGCCUGAGAAGGUGAUAACCCCCAUUUACUGCAGAAAUACACCACCCGAAAAUUUAGAUAAUUGCGAUGAAGUCAUUAGUGACGAUGAAGCAGGUAAUAGCAAUCUUGCGCGUCGACAAUUAUUGGGUGAAGUUGAGGUACAAUGCCAGUCUAUAUCAUCGGAACGACUUCUGGAAACUGUUGAAGGCAUUUCGGGAACCGCGACAUGA